UUUAAUCUAUCAGCUUUUUGCUUCCUCUUCCACGCGUUUUCGGCUCAUAAGACUAGAACGAUGCAGAGUGCCUCGCUGCGUAUCUGGCUCGGUGCACUGCUAGUAUUAUGCUGUGCUUUUAUAACAUCGGCUACAUCGCCUACAAAUUCCAUUUCAAAGACAACAAUUCCAAUUCCUACUCAUUUCCAAAACAUCAAGGUCCUUCGUAUUAUUGACUUGCGCACUCCUAUUGUACACGAGGACAUUGGAUUCCGUGCAAAGAACAUAGGAAAUCAGCCAGUAAAUGAGUACUACUUAACUUUCAAAGCUCAGGAUGAGGAGAACAUCGCGUCUAUCAAUGCCUUUUUACGCCAGGGACCAAAGACCGCCCUGUCUAUCGAACAGGCCGGAUUUGAUUCUGAAAAGGAACUGCAGUUGUACAAAGUGACAUUCGAUUCUCCUUUACAACCAGAUGAAGAGAUUCGCUUUGGAGUCAAGGUUGCAUACACCAACGUUAUUGAACCUCUUCCUAAGAAGCUGCCCCAGAUUUCUCGACAGCAUUUGAUUUUCAAUGGCAAUGUCUAUCUGUUCUCUCCCUACAACACCGAGGAAAUCAAGACUACCCUUCAACUUCCCAAUGAGAAGAUUUUGUCAUACACAGGAAAUGAUGAGAUAGUAGUCAAGACUGGUAACAAGAUUAUCUAUGGUCCCUUCCAGAAUAUCCCUGCCGAGAGCUACAACAUUUUGUCUUGCCACUAUGAAUACCUUAAGCCUGUCCUGACCUUAACCAGUCUCCGCCGUGACUUUCAGUUAUCGCAUUGGGGUGGCAAUCUGGCCGUUGAAGAGCAUUUUGCCCUGCGUCACGAUGGUGCAAAGAUGGAAGAGCCCUUUAACCGUGCCAAGUACCAGCUUUCAAGAUCCGUUCAUGCUCAGACAAAUGUGCUUCAACAUCUUCCUCUUGAACUUCCAGCUCAUGCCCGUGAUAUUUACUACCGGGAUGACAUUGGUAAUGUAUCUACAUCCGCUCUCACAUACGGACCUUCGGCUACUAUUUUGGAUAUCAAGCCUCGUUACCCUCUGUAUGGCGGAUGGAAUUACACCUGGUUCCAUGGCUACAACAUUGACUUGGGAUACUUUGCUCGUUACUCCAAAAAGAGUGGAGUCUAUAUUCUUAAUUUCAAGUUUGUGGAAAAUGUAAUCGAUAUGGCAGUGGAGAAAGUUGAAGUCAAUGUUAUACUUCCUGAGGGCGCCAAAAACGUUAAAGUGAAUGCUCCUUUUAAGUUGGAUUCUAUUGAACACACAAAACACUUUACCAAUUUUGAUACUACUGGUCAUUACAAGGUUGUGUUAAAGAAAUUUAAUGUGAUCAACGAGCAUUCUCAACCAAUUCAGAUCACCUAUGAGUAUUCUUCAAUCCGUUACCUUCAGAAGCCAUUGGCUGCAUCUGUUGGAUUUUUUGCAUUGUUUAUCUUUAGCAUCAUUAUUUCAAAGCUUCCUGUAGUAAUUGGGCAGCAAAAGAAAUCAUUGUUGAAGGAAGAGUAGAAUUAUAUAAAAGAGAAAGAGUAUUACUUGUUUUCGCGGUUGCUUAAAAAAACAUUCUAUACAAAAUAAACUUUCAGAUCUUCAUUAUGUAAAUAUACAAAAAAAAACAUACUUUCAUAUGUAUACAUUUAUCCAAUUGAUGAGAAUAACCAAAAAGUACUAAAAUAUUUUUGGUUUCUUCGUUUGUUA
Molecule: messenger RNA, 1710 nt
Organism: Phycomyces blakesleeanus NRRL 1555(-)
Lineage: Eukaryota; Fungi; Mucoromycota; Mucoromycetes; Mucorales; Phycomycetaceae
Exons: 7
Coding region: 61-1521 (486 amino acids)
Cellular component (GO): oligosaccharyltransferase complex; membrane
Source: RefSeq, a predicted model, not a curated record